Rotaria sp. Silwood1 is the source of this 1629-nucleotide messenger RNA. The record is from the annotation of a GenBank genome assembly. NCBI's taxonomy places the organism in Eukaryota, Metazoa, Rotifera, Eurotatoria, Philodinida, Philodinidae.
AUGAUUGGAAAUAUUGAGCGAGAUACAUCGGAUAUAAAUGUUACGAGAUUAAAAGAUGAAUUGAAUAUUGAACGACAUGAAUGGCCAACUAAACGAGAACUUUAUACUAUAUGUGGAAAAUUAGGAGAAGGAGCGACGGGUAUUGUUCAUUGGGCAACAUGUACAGGUUGUUCAAUACGAAAACGAGUUGCAAUUAAACGUAUUCCUAUUAAAGAAUCUAUGUAUAUUGAUAUUGUACGUGAAAUUCAUGUUAUGGCAUCAUGUUCACAUGAAAAUAUUGUUCGAUUUUUUACAAGUUUUGUUUAUAAAACAGAACUAUGGAUUAUUAUGGAUUUAUUAGAUGGUGGAAGUAUAAGACAAAUAAUUGAAAAACGUAUUCGAGAUAAAAAUGAUUGGUAUCUUGGUGUAUUCGAUGAACGUGAAAUAGCAACUGUUAUGCGUGAAACUCUCAAGGGUCUUGAAUAUUUGCAUUCUCAACAAUAUAUUCAUCGAGAUAUAAAAGCUGGUAAUAUAAUGUGUAAAAUCGAUGGUAGCAUUCAAUUAGUUGAUUUUGGUGUUAGUGCUUUUAUUACGGAUUCAUCAACACGACAAAAAGCUAUUGCUCAUACUUUUGUUGGUACACCUUAUUGGAUUGCACCAGAAAUGUUUUCAUCUAAUGGUUAUGAUAAUAAAGUUGAUAUAUGGGCAUUAGGUAUUGUUGGUAUAGAAUGUGCUACAGGACAUCCACCUUAUUAUAAAAAAUCAGCUCAAGAAGUAUUUCGUAUUAUAUGUACAGAUACAAAAGGACCAACACUUGAAUCAAAUGCUGAACGUGAAGGACAAUAUAUAAAAUAUGAUAAUGAAUUUCGUCAUUUUCUUGUUAUGAUAUUAGAACCAUCAAGUAUAAAACGUCCAAGUGCAUUGAAUUUAUUACAAACAGAUUUUUUAAUUAAAUUUGCUCAGGAUAAAAAAUUCGUUAUUGAACAUAUGAUUCUAAAAAUUCCAUUUGAUUGUCUUGAACAACAAAUUGAUAUUGAUUUACAAUAUGAUGAUCUUAAAGAUCGAAUACAAACAACACAUAAAGAACGUGGUCUACAAACUGAACAUACAAUUUUAGAUAAUAUAAGAAAUUUUUUUCGACCAAUAUCACAAAAAAUAAUACAAGAUAUUGAUCGAAAAUUAGAUGCAAAUCUUGAUUCAAGAACAAUAGUAAAUCAAGAAGCACCACUAUCAAUAAAAUUAAAAAUAAAAGAACCAGGACGUUUAGCAUUUUCAUUGAUAUCAUUUAAAUAUCAACCAAAUAUUGAUCAUCCAGUGAGUGUUGCACAAGAAUUAGUAGCUGAAAAUCAUGUAUAUGGACAUGAUUAUAUAUUAGUUGCAGCUAACAUUGAUAAAGUACUUUCACAUAAAGGCAAAAUUCGAUUUACAUUACAUAAGAUUGAUGGCAAAGAAAAAGAACCACCAUCAUAUGCUGAAAUUUCAAUUGGUGAAACACCUUUAACAGGAAUGAAUAAAAGUCUUUCAAAUAGUGGUUUUCGUUCAGCUGGUUCUAUCCGUCAUGAAAAUAGCAUUGAUGAAACAACAACAACAACAGCCACAACAGCAACAGUUGCUAUUAAAACAGAUGAUAUCAUUACGUCAACAACUUGA